Aspergillus japonicus CBS 114.51 is the source of this 802-nucleotide messenger RNA. RefSeq lists its product as uncharacterized. The record is from RefSeq and is a predicted model, not a curated record. Bases 83 to 802 code for a protein of 239 amino acids. The transcript has 4 exons. Lineage: Eukaryota; Fungi; Ascomycota; Eurotiomycetes; Eurotiales; Aspergillaceae.
UUAAGACUGCAGGUCUUUGCUUCAUAUCACCCUGGCUAGCUCUCUACUCUGAUCACUACAUGGCAUUCCAUACAUCGUGGUCAUGGAACCUAUCACUGAGCCCCGUGACCGCUUCAAUCUCUGCAAAGCACUCCUCCUGAUUGAAAGGGACAUCAAGGCUCUGGAAGAGCAGAAUAUACAUACCUUAGACCGAAAUGUGCUGCAGCGCCUUGAUGCUGGUGACUCGCUCGCACUAAAGCUUUUCACUUCUCUUGCCCCUCGUGACAUGCUAGAGCUAACGCUAGAAUAUGUCGACAGAAAAUACAAUACUGACGAGCUGACCCGGUCCAGUGACUGUACCCUAUGUUUGGAUCUAAUCACUCACCCAUUCCGUGUCACCAGGAUCGGCGAUUACAAGAUUCGCAAUCUGUACCGGACGUUCGAACCUGAAUAUGGUACCUUGUCAAUACUCCAUGUUGCUAAGGCCUCCAAGCCGCAUAUGAAAUGUAUCAUGCACAACGACCUCGACGUAGAUGAUAAUCAUCUGCUUUGCGGGGAAGUAUUGACUAUCAUUCGGACCAUGUUGGGCCAGCUCAAGCAAACGGUGUUUGUCAAUGAUAUGGUUGCACCAAUUCUGCUCUUUUCGCUCAACCGACGGCAUCCGCGGGUUAUGGAGGCAUACUUCGAUGGCCAGGAACUGUUGAUUCGCCACACUAAGCCCUACGACUUUACAUUUCUCAACAUUGCUGGGUUCAAGACCUUUGCACAAUGGUACCUGGGCGAUCCUAUUGGUAUCACGUCCAGAGAAGCGAUGCGGACUUGA